UGGGUUUUGCCAGGUACAUUUGUAGCCCCGGACAGCCUACGAGAGAACCCCGUAGACUAUGUGUUCGUGACGGACCACCUCAGCAUUAUACUACUGCUGUUAUCUUUCUACCGUUUCCCUAUCAUAUUCUUUUACUUUUGUCAAAUUUUAAGAAGGGGGUUUUUCUUUUUGCUGGUUAUUGUUUUUCAUCUGGCCCUCUAACCGAGCCCACGCGCCUUCCGUCUUGCCUUUCUUAGUAGGUCAAGGUUAGACACUAUGCCGCCAAAGCCAAUUCCGACACACUUUCUGUGUAUACCUUUAGUCACGGCCUCUUCCAGACCUCAGUUAGCCGCCAGUGUAGGAAUAUUCAAGCAAGAUGUCACAAGUCCAGAUAGCUUCGCCAUCCCAUCCGGGGCUAUUCGACCCGUUGGAACCUUGCAUCUUACUUUGGGUGUCAUGAGUUUCCCGAAGAAUGAGGGUGUCGAGAAGGCUGUCGAAGUACUCAAGACGAUUCUUCCUCGGAAAAUCUUGUCCGAAAUCAAGGCAGAUGAUCCCACAACACCAGCGUCAAAUCCCGAGGCGGAAACGCUUACAGGUUCGCAACGGCCGCUUUUAUCCAUGACACUGAAAGGCCUACACUCUAUGCAAUCUCCAUCAAAGGCGACAACCCUUUACGCAUCGCCAGUAGAUCCUGAUGGCACACUACAGAAGUUUUGCGAGAAGCUGAAAGGGGCAUUUGAAGAAAAUGGCAUCAUGGUCACUGACAAGAGGCCAUUGCUUCUACACGCUACCAUCGUAAAUACGAUCUACGUAAAGGGCAGACGCCAAGGGAAGAAUCGAGAAAAGGUCACGAUCGAUGCACGUGAGAUUAUAGAUCGGUACGAAGAUCAAAUUUGGUCGGAAGAUAUACCACUUGAAAAGAUCGCAAUCUGUCGGAUGGGAGCUAAGGACUCUGAAGAUGGACAGGACCAAGCCUAUGAGAUAGAGGCAGAAAUCGAUGCUGAGAGUUCCAAAUAGUUCUCGACCUUUGAAGACGUUUUCCUGGCCCGAAUUCUAAAAUUUCAACCAGAUCAUCUUCACGGCUUUACAUCAUAAUGCGACACGGUUCAUGUACCUCAAUAUAUGAGGGUGAUCUCUUGGCCAGAACAUGGGUCAUGUAUGUUUGCUGACAAACCGGGGGACAUACUUGUCAGAUUCCGUCAGAUUCAGUUUAUAGAAUUGCGGCCUACGUUUGGUCAAACUUUAUAUAUAUAGAAC
Molecule: messenger RNA, 1236 nt
Organism: Truncatella angustata
Lineage: Eukaryota; Fungi; Ascomycota; Sordariomycetes; Amphisphaeriales; Sporocadaceae
Product: kinase A anchor protein
Exons: 2
Coding region: 256-996 (246 amino acids)
Biological process (GO): DNA alkylation repair; regulation of DNA-templated transcription
Cellular component (GO): nucleus
Source: RefSeq, a predicted model, not a curated record